AUGGCAGUAGUACCAUCCCUAAGGCUAAUAAGGACCCAUUCAGCAUGUUCCUGCCUAUCAUACACAAGAAUCUUCGUCAUGUCAGUUCCUCAAAAACACCGACAUUAUUCCUCUGGUCCCACAGUAAUAACUCCAAAAGACGAAGCACAUAAGUUCAUGAGAAACUGCCUUUUGGCUGUGGGUGCGACACCCGAAAAUGCUGAAAUCGUGGCAGAUAAUUUAAUCGAAGCUGACUACCGAGGACAUUACAGUCAUGGCAUGAACAGACUGGAAAUGUAUGUACGUGAUAUCGAACAUAAGCUUACAGACCCAAAAGUGCUUCCGUGUACAAUACAAGAAAACGCAGCAACGGCUCAUGUGGACGGUAUGAAUGGUUUAGGGGCUGUAAUUGGAAAACACUGUAUGAAUAUAGCAAUACAGAAAGCAAAACAGGCUGGAAUUGGAUUUGUAGCUGCCAAAAGGUCGAAUCAUUAUGGUAUAUCUGGAAUAUACGCUCUUCAGGCUAUAAAAGAAGGCGUUUUGGGGUUUAGUGUUACAAAUACUUCGCCCUUGAUGGCCCCUACUAGAGCCAAAAAGGCAUGUUUAGGGACAAAUCCAAUAGCACUGGGUGCUCCUGGAAAAGACGGAGACUGUUUCGUAUUGGAUAUGGCCACAACAGCUGUAGCUUUAGGAAAAGUAGAAUUAGCCAUAAGAAAAGGUGAAAAAAUUCCAGAAGGAUGGGCGUUGAACGACCAAGGACUUCCUGAAACCGAUCCAAAAGUCGCCUUUAAAGCUGCUAAACUUACGCCACUAGGUGGCUCCGAAAUGCAUUCAGGCUACAAGGGGUACGGAUUGGGUAUGUUCGUGGAAAUACUUUCUGGAAUUUUGGCUGGAGCUGACUAUGGUAAUUAUAUAAGAAAAUGGGGCAGUUUAGAUAAAUUUGCCAAUUUGGGUCAAGCAUUUAUGGCGAUAAAUCAUAAAGUAUUCGCGCCUGAUUUCGAAGAUAGAAUGCAAGAUUUGAUGAAGAUGUUACGCGAAUUGGAACCGGCUGAUUGCAAUAAACCAGUUUUAAUCCAAGGUGAUAAGGAAAGAAUGCAUAUGGAAAAAGUUCAUCAAGAAGGUGGUCUACGGUACGUGGAACACCAGCAUAACACACUCAAUAAAUUGUCCAAAGAAUUGAAAAUAGCACCAAUGGUUUCGAAAACUGUUGCAAUUGCUUAG
Messenger RNA from Ceutorhynchus assimilis (cabbage seed weevil), 1200 nucleotides. NCBI's taxonomy places the organism in Eukaryota, Metazoa, Arthropoda, Insecta, Coleoptera, Curculionidae. The record is from the annotation of a GenBank genome assembly.